CGAGGCGCUCGCGGGCCAGAGCAGCAUCCCAGACGCGCUGCACGCCCCGCCCGAGCCACACGGUAGCUGGCCGGCGUGGAGAAGAGAGCCAGCGGGCGAACAGGCAGGGAUCGCCGCUCCCGAUGCGCCACGGAGCCCCGCCGAGGAAGAGGGCGGCUGGCACGGGUCAUCCUGCCGCUCACCCAGUCGAUUGCUGCUCGCCUCUGCUCCCUUUCCCCGCCGAAGCCUCGUUCCUCGCCCUGCCCGGUGCGUGGGAAGAUGGUAAAGUGCCUGUAGGACCAUGCCCUACACAAUGCAGUAUGGCUUUCUCCUCCUGGCCUCCUGCUGCUCCCUCCUGAGUGUUGCCCCCGGGUGGGCCUGCCCAGCGCGCUGUGAGUGCGUCCCUCAGCUCAGGUCCGUCACCUGCCAUCGGAAACGCCUGACGUCCGUCCCGGAGGGAAUCCCGACCGAGACCAGGAUCCUGGAGCUGAACAAGAACCGCAUCCGCUGCCUGAACGCGGGUGAGCUCUCCUCCUUCCCCAUGCUGGAAGAGCUCGACUUGAGCGAGAACGUCAUCUCCAGUGUGGAGCCUGGGGCCUUUGGCAACCUCUUCAGCCUGCAAGUCUUGCGGCUCCAACGCAACCAGCUCAAGCUGAUCCCUGCGGGCGUCUUCCACAAACUGGCCAACCUCAGCCUCCUGGACAUCAGCGAGAACAAAAUCGUCAUCCUUCUGGACUACGCGUUCCAAGACCUGAGGAACCUGAAGCACCUCGAAGUCGGGGACAACGACCUGGUCUACAUCUCUCGGAAGGCCUUCUCCGGCCUGCUCAGCCUGCGGGAGCUGACCAUCGAGAAGUGCAACCUGACGGACCUCUCUGCCGAGUCCCUCUCUCGCCUGCAAAACCUGGAGGUCCUCCGGCUCAGGCACCUCGGUGUCAGCCUGCUGGAAGAUCAGAACUUCCGGAAACUCGGCCGCCUGCGGCUCCUGGAAAUCGACAACUGGCCGUUGCUGGAGGACAUUUCAGCCAACGCCUUCCAGGGCCUCAACCUCACCUCCCUCUUCAUCACCUUCACCAACAUCACGGCCGUGCCGGCCACAGCGCUGAGGAGCCUGGGGCACCUGGUGUACCUCAACCUCUCCUACAACCCCAUUGGCAGCGUGCCCAGGGGCUCCUUCCGGGACCUCACCCGGCUGAGGGAGCUCCACAUGGUGGGCGCCCUGCUGGCCUCCGUGGAGCCCCAGGCUCUCUCCGGGCUGAGGCAGAUCCGCCUCCUGAACCUCUCCAACAACCUCUUGUCCACCCUGGAAGAGAGCACCUUCCACUCUGUCAACACCCUGGAGACCCUUCGGGUGGACCAGAACCCCCUUGUCUGCGACUGCCGCCUGCUCUGGGUCCUCCAGCGCCGGAAGACUCUGGACUUCGACGGGCAGCCACCCAUGUGCUCCUCGCCCCUUGAGAUCCAGGGCGACGCCCUGCACGACUUCCCGGACUCCAUUCUCUUCGAGUACUUCACCUGCCAAAAGCCCAAAAUCCGGAACCGCCACCUCCAGCAUGUGAUGGCUCACGAGGGGCAGGCGGUGUCCUUCCAGUGCCAGGCGGAGGGGGAGCCCAGGCCCUCCAUCAGCUGGGUCUCUCCUCAGCAUCGGAUGAUCACCUCCAAGAGUUUGGGCCGGGCCACCGUCUCACCCGGCGGGUCGCUGGAGAUCCGCUACGCCCAGGCCCAGGACAGCGGGACCUACAUUUGCAUCGCCAGCAACACUGCCGGCAACGACACCUACUUUGCCAUCCUGACGGUCAAGGGCCCCCCCACUGAUGGCAACCUGGACGCCAACCGGACCUCGUUGCUGGGCGAGUUCAACGACACUUGGCACAACGACACCCGGGUCUUCGUCAAGUUCACCCUGGACCUCAAGACCAUCCUGGUGUCCACGGCCAUGGGCUGCAUCACCUUCCUGGGCGUGGUGCUCUUCUGCUUCCUGCUCCUCUUUGUCUGGAGCCGCGGCCGGGGGCAGCACAAGAACAACUUUGCCGGAGAGUACUCCUUCCGCAAGGUGGACGGCCCCACCUCAGCUUCCGGGCAGGGCGGGGCCAGGAAGUUCAAUAUGAAGAUGAUCUGAAGGCCCCUGGCCACUACUGGGAGGGAGGGAGGCCACCACUGCCCUGCUCCACCUCAGCGGAACUGCACGGCUGCGGGGGGGUGGGGGGCAGGAAUCAAGGGCUUGCGUCCCACUCCCCACUCAUGCUCUGCGUCAGCACUUGUAAGGCCAGGCCUCCCCCCCCCCCCAGGAUGGGGCAGAGGGGCUGCUCUCCUGGCAGCAGCUGGUCCAGGUCAGCCUGCAGGCGCCGGCAAGAGCUCUCCUUUGGCAAGCAAGUGACCAGCUGCCUCCCACUGCCUGUGGCAGAUGGCCGGAGCAGCUUC
This is a messenger RNA of Notechis scutatus (mainland tiger snake), 2400 nucleotides long. Lineage: Eukaryota; Metazoa; Chordata; Lepidosauria; Squamata; Elapidae. The record is from RefSeq and is a predicted model, not a curated record.